UUCGAGUGCAUACGCCAUGUGAGAGCGGGAGAACGGAAAGCCAUGCUCACCAUGCAUUGGUCCUGAUCCUUGGGAGACACUACUCGGUUUUGACAACCCUUUCAGCCUCCUCGUAGCGCUUCUGGCAGCAAAGCGACUGGACAUGCCCUCGCUGGCCCAUGUCGGGUCGGGAAAGCGCACCGAUACACAUCCUCGCCAUCACAGCAAGAAAGCCAUCAUGUCAAUGCCCUCGCCCUAUUGCCAUACGUCUGGGCAGGGAUCUAUGCCUUGUCACUUUGUUGACGUCGUUGGUUGCUACACAAGAUCUACAUCCUUGUACAGGUACCUGAAGAGAACCUACCCAGUCACGACCUACACCCAAUCCGGAUCCCUUAUUGGCUCUCUGUACUGGAGCAAGGGUGUACAAGUACCGCUACUUGUUCGCUGUUCACGUGUCGGCUCCUUUCGGCCCCUCCCAGAAUACGUCUACCUCAACCACCCCGGGCCCUUCCCGAAGCCCCGAGCUUGUCCAGUAUCUUCUGCCAGACAAGUGGUUCAAUCAUCACGACCCAGCUUCCUCACCGCCCCAUGCACCCCAUAUGCUAGUACCUCUGCGGCACGGCGGCGAGGGGAAUCAACCCGUAGCAGAAAUCUCAGAAAAGCGAGCGAGAAUUGUUAUUGGCGAGGAAUUCAUUCCAAAUCAUGUCCAAUACCGGGUACAUCCGUCAUGCCGCCUUGACGUGGGGCAGUCUGAACCACUCCGACUCUUGCUCUGGGAAAGCGAUACACCUUGAGAAAAAGUCAACACUCUCAAGGUACCCAGAAAGUCUAGACUGGUUUGACCGGCAGUACGGGCUACAA
Neurospora tetraspora is the source of this 840-nucleotide messenger RNA. RefSeq lists its product as uncharacterized. The transcript has a single exon. The coding region runs from base 143 to 718 and encodes 191 amino acids. Gene Ontology annotation, biological process: lipid metabolic process; intracellular signal transduction. The record is from RefSeq and is a predicted model, not a curated record. Lineage: Eukaryota; Fungi; Ascomycota; Sordariomycetes; Sordariales; Sordariaceae. Gene Ontology annotation, molecular function: phosphatidylinositol-4,5-bisphosphate phospholipase C activity.